Molecule: messenger RNA, 2782 nt
Organism: Cucumis melo (muskmelon)
Lineage: Eukaryota; Viridiplantae; Streptophyta; Magnoliopsida; Cucurbitales; Cucurbitaceae
Product: G-type lectin S-receptor-like serine/threonine-protein kinase At4g27290
Exons: 7
Coding region: 110-2539 (809 amino acids)
Biological process (GO): recognition of pollen; protein phosphorylation
Molecular function (GO): protein serine/threonine kinase activity; ATP binding
Source: RefSeq, a predicted model, not a curated record
AUGAUCCUGGCUCAUAAAAUUUAAAAACAAAGUUGAAUAUUUCACGACGUACACGGAUUAAUAUCCAGGUCAAAAUGGCGAACUAAUUGCUUUGAAUUUGAAAGAAGCCAUGGGAGAACUGAUUAGCAAGUGCAAGCUUUCGGCUUUUCUUUUUCUCUUGACGACCAUAGCUCUGUUUCCAACGAAAUCACAUGGAAAAGACAGCAUAAAAGCAGGGGAAUCCAUCAAUGGUAGUACCCAGAUUUUAGUUUCAGCAAAAAAGAACUUUGUAUUGGGAAUCUUCACUCCCCAAGGCUCCAAGUUUCAGUAUUUGGGAAUAUGGUUCAACAACAUCCCACAAACUAUCGUGUGGGUCGCAAACAGAGACAACCCAAUUGUAAAUUCCACUGGAAGAUUAGAAUUCAGAAGAGGAAAUAUUGUUCUUCUCAACGAAGCAGAUGGAAUUUUAUGGUCUUCCAUUUCUCUAGGAACAACGAAAGAUCCAGUAGCUCAACUGUUAGAUACAGGUAAUUGGGUCGUAAGAGAAUCUGGGUCUGAAGAUUAUGUGUGGCAGAGUUUCGAUUACCCCUCCGAUACUCUGUUACCGGGCAUGAAACUGGGUUGGAGCUCCAACACUGGCCUGAACCGGAAGUUAAGAUCGUGGAAAAGCUUAAACGAUCCGUCGUUUGGGGAUUUCACAUACAGUGUGGACCUAAAUGGACUUCCCCAAUUAGUAACUCGCAAAGGACCCAUCAUAACUUACCGGGGCGGCCCAUGGUACGGUAAUAGGUUUAGCGGUAGUGCUCCUCUCAGAGAUACCGCAGUUUAUUCACCAAAGUUUGAAUAUUCCGCCGACGAAGUAACUUAUUCAAUCGUUACGACGAGUAGUCUCAUUGUAAAGCUUGGAUUGGACGCAGCUGGAAUAUUGCACCAAACUUAUUGGGAUGAUGGUAGAAAAGAUUGGUAUCCUCUGUAUACAUUGCCAGGGGACCGUUGCGAUGACUAUGGACUAUGCGGGAAUUUUGGUAUUUGUACAUUUUCCCUUACUCCACAAUGCAAUUGUAUGGUUGGGUUUGAACCUAAAUCGCCUGAUGAUUGGAGAAGGUUUAGAUGGUCAGAUGGGUGCGUUAGAAAGGACAAUCAAAUCUGUGGAAAUGGAGAAGGGUUUAAAAGAAUCCGUAGUGUGAAAUUGCCAGAUUCUUCAGGGUAUUUGGUAAAUGUUAAUACAAGCAUUAAUGAUUGUGAGGCGGCGUGUUUAAACAACUGCUCUUGCUUCGCCUAUGGAAUUAUGGAGCUUUCUGCAGGCGGCUAUGGCUGUGUCACUUGGUUUGAGAAAUUGAUUGAUGCUAGAUUUGUUCCUGAAAAUGGACAGGAUAUCUAUGUGAGAGUGGCAGCUUCUGAAUUAGACUCGAGCAAUAGGAAGGUUGUACUUGCCGUUAGUGUGUCUGUGGCUUCAUUGGUAGGCUUCUUGGUUUUAGUGGUUUGUUUAAUCCUGUGGCGUAGAAGAAAAGUUAAAGUCACUGCAGGUGAAGUUCAAAGUCUAGAGAAUGAAGUUGAGAUGCCACUCUAUGAUUUUACAACGAUUGAGAUUGCCACAAAUCAUUUUUCCUUUUCCAAUAAGAUAGGGGAAGGUGGCUUUGGUCCUGUAUACAAGGGAAAGCUUCCAUGUGGACAAGAAAUUGCAGUAAAAAGGUUGGCAGAGGGAUCUGGUCAAGGACAAAGCGAGUUCAAGAAUGAGAUUUUAUUGAUUUCUCAACUUCAACAUCGAAAUCUUGUCAAGCUACUUGGUUUCUGCAUUCAUCAUGAAGAAACAUUACUGGUUUAUGAAUACAUGCCUAACAAAAGUCUAGACUACUUCCUCUUUGAUGAUGAAAGGCGAUCUUUACUCAAUUGGCAAAAGAGACUGGACAUUAUAAUUGGAAUAGCUCGAGGGCUUCUUUAUCUUCAUAGAGAUUCUAGACUCAGAAUCAUACAUCGAGAUCUUAAAGUGAGUAAUAUAUUACUAGAUAAUGAAAUGAAUCCAAAGAUUUCAGAUUUUGGAAUGGCACGCAUGUUUCCUGAGGACCAAACUAUGACAAAAACCCAAAGAGUUGUUGGGACCUUUGGCUAUAUGUCUCCCGAAUAUGCACUCGAUGGAUGUUUUUCGUUGAAAUCAGAUGUUUUUAGCUUUGGAGUUAUUCUUUUGGAAAUAAUAAGUGGUAAGAAGAAUAGAGGGUUCUUCCAUACUGAUCAUCAACUUAAUCUUCUUGGACAUGCAUGGAAGCUUUGGGAUGAAGGGAAUGCUUUGGAAUUAAUGGAUGCAAAAUUGAAGGAUCAAUUCCAACCUUCUGAAGCACUGAGAUGUAUUCAAGUAGGGCUUUUAUGUGUUCAACAGGAUCCAAAUGAGAGACCAACUAUGUGGUCAGUACUUACAAUGUUAGAAAGUGAAAAUACGUUAUUAUCUCAUCCUCAACGACCUGGAUUUUACACUGAACGAAUGGUUUUGAAGACGGAUAAAUCGACGACGACUGAUAUCUCUUCUUCCAAUGAAGUAACCGUUACUUUACUACAUGGUCGUUAGUAAAUGAUAAAAUCACUUUGCAAUGGGUACUAAAUUUCCCUUUCAUUGUAUUACAUGAGUGCCAAAAGAGACAUCUUCAUAAUUUUUAGACUGUGUAGCUUGUUCGUUUUCAUUUUGUAGCCCAAAUGGCUUCUGCUAUGAAUUAGAUGUUUAUAUCCUCAAGUUGAUGCUUGUACAAAGUUAAUCACGUUCCUAAAAUUUUAUGAAUAAAAUUUGAUUGACUUAGACAUAUUCAAGUAAAAA